UCGUAAAAACUGAGCGAGUGGGUGCGGUGUCCGAUGGGGAUUUGCAAUGCGCCUGUCACGUUUCAGCGAGCGAUGAACAUGACGUUCCAAAAUUUCGUCAACAAGACACGGCUGACGCAAGGGAUGAUCAACUUCUGUGUGAUCAUAUACGUGGACGACAUCCUGGUCUAUUCGGAGACCUAUCACGGGCACGCGCAACACAUCGAGUGGACAUUGGGCGCACUGAGAGAUGCUGGGUUCAAGACUGCGCUCGAGAAAAGCGAAUUUUUCCUCUCGGAAAUUUCGUUCUUGGGCUACGUCGUGACACGUGGAGGAUUGUGGCCGGACUCGAGAAAAGUUGCGGCGGUGAAGGAAGCCACGGAUCCCACGUCACUGAUGCAGUCCGAUAUCCAUCCUCGCCUUUCCUACUGUCUAACGACCCUUGCUGUCCCCGACAUUCAUCCCCCACGUUGGGACUUGUGGCGCGAAGACUUCGUCGAGCUUUCACUGUGCUUGGUUGAGGUACGGCUGACGUGGACCGAGGACGAGGCGCGCCCGCCUUGCAUAGAGCGCCUGGAGUUGCUGUUCAUCCAGGCUUGGCGAACCAACGUGGAGGGAGAACUCCUCGCGUUUCUGUUCGGUACAGUGCGGCCCGGACAUCAGGAACUCAUCGCGCAAGAGCUCACGAUCCCGGUAGUGCAUCUGGCGGACGAUCUCCCUCUCGACAUCAUCUCGCAAGACGACGAGCACCCGAUUCCUCAUGUGCUUUCUCGCACAUUGACGCCGUAUCUCCAGUGGUCGGCUUGUGUGGAGGGAGCCGYCGAGCGCAUCCCKCCRUCGCAGCAGCAGUAUUUGGAUCCCCGGACGGUUCGCGAUCCUGCCUUCUUCAGGCAUCCAACGGCGGAGCAGCUUGCUGCCAUUCGAGAGGAGGAAGAGGAGGAAGAAAGCACUGAGAGUGACGAAGGAGAAGACGAGCAGGAAGAAAGGGGGGAAAGCGACGAAGUACUAGGGGAAGAGGACGAAACCCCCGAAGAAGGAAGCUAUAGCGAGCAUAGCGAGGGGGAGCAGAGCGAAGAAGAAGAAGAAGAAGAAGAAGAAGAAGGAGAAGAGGAGAACGAAGAAGAACCUGCGGAAUCGGAGUGGGAAGUUGUGCCGGAAGAAGCGCUGCGCACGGGCACGGAGGCUGAAGAUCCGGAGGUGGCCCGCAAAAGAGAAGAAACCGCGGCCGGGAAGAGGAAGCUAGAGUUUGCGAGCGGGGCAAGCUUGCACGUCUACGACGACCCAAACCGAGAUCCGGAGCCGCCCCGACCAGAACAUGGCGACCUCACGGCCACGACUCCGACCUCAUCAGCGAGGCGACGGAGNGUCUACGACGACCCAAACCGAGAUCCGGAGCCGCCCCGACCAGAACAUGGCGACCUCACGGCCACGACUCCGACCUCAUCAGCGAGGCGACGGAGCCGAUCCCCCUCCUCCCCAACCCGUCCCCUAGUUCGCCAACGUACCGAUACGGGCGAUCGGUCUUCGUCCCCGAUCGCUCUCUCGUCGUCCCCUUGAAUACCUCACCCUCCGCCAGCCCACCACCCCCGUUACGUUCCCCUCUAAUCCGCUCCCCCAUGACGCCU
This is a messenger RNA of Chara braunii, 1604 nucleotides long. The record is from the annotation of a GenBank genome assembly. NCBI's taxonomy places the organism in Eukaryota, Viridiplantae, Streptophyta, Charophyceae, Charales, Characeae.